GUAUGUAGUCAUAAUACAUAAUAAUUAGUAAUGUGGGCUCUUACCAUGUCCACAAUAUCUUUUCUUUAGCAAAAAGGCAUCAAAGAUAAGUUCAGUUUGUGAAUGAAAACUAAAUUAAGGUUAUUAUAAUAGAUUAUAUGCAUUCAUUUUGGGGUAUACAUGUUUGUCGUAAUAUAAAACUGUAUAGUUCAAAAUAAUCUGCAUAACAGCAAAAACACUAUACCUGCCUUUAAAGGCAUUGCGGAAGACAAAUGCGCCUGUGAUGUCCAAAUUUAGCCACACGUUGGCGCUGAAAGUCAGUCGCAUUGAAGCAGGGUAGAUGUAUUAUGUAUAGUUUAUGAUUAAUUUUUCAUAUCAUCUCUUUUAUCACGUUGUUUGGAAUAACAUCAGUACAACCAAAUAUCGCAAACUUUCCGGGGUCACUAUAUGCAGCAGAAUGAUCGCGUUUGCGCGGAGUUGCAAGAUGCAAUCUGUCUUCAUUUGCACAAAUGAGCGGAACAAAACCGUAACACAAACACUGCUACGGCAGCUGCCUCGCUUCUCACUCAUCGUGUGAUAUUAGUGUUUGAUCGUGAUCUUGUCUGCACACAGGCUGAUCCAGAGACUUCCACACACACACACAAUCACGCACACGCUACAGAGUCGAGCGCGCGCGCACAGGUUCUCACGCGCAGCGCAGUGAGCGAGAACGCAGCGGCGUUUGAUGCACUGUAACGUUUGUAGGCUAGUUCAGUAGGGUAAUGCAAUACUUUAUUUCACAUUUUCUUUAGCAACUUUCGCUUUCAUAUGUCUACAGUUCAUUUUCAUUCAAAAUGAGAAGAACUCAUCUCGUCUUAGAUUAAGUGUUCAACAAACAGAAACCAAAAGUUUAUAAGACCCAAAGGUGUUAUUCUGGGGCGCACACAAGUCUGGAGUUCAGCAUCUAAAGCAUGGCUUUGAACACUGAUGCUACUGUUCCCACUGCUGCCGCUGGUGCAGUAGAGGAAGAACCAGAACAGCAACAACCAGAGCAAGAGACCAAUCAGCAACCGGACACAGAGUCAGACCACGCCCCCAACUCCUCUGAGCCAGUCAAGAGUGAGCAGCAAGACCCAGCCUCUGUACCAAUACCUCCUCCUGCGUUAGAUCCCUCACCUUCAAACGAUACCCUAAGUAAAGAUCACCUGACAGUCAUCGAUGAAAAGAUGGAAACAAGCAAUGGGGUUUGCCCAGCUGCUGUCUACAAUUCACAACCCACCUCUUCUUCUCCACGUCAGCAGCAUGCCAAGCCUAACCAAGGCUACUCAAAUGGUCGUGCUAGGCUGAGCAGUCGUUCUGGAUCUUUGAGCCUCGCAGGGUCACCACGGCCGUCCCUUACCCGACAGCCCAGCGCAGCCACUGAUCCGGGACUUGAUGGCUCCAAACCCAAUGAUUAUCUGGUCUGGGCUAUUCUGGCCUGCCUUUGCCCUGUCUGGCCAAUCAACAUUGUGGGCUUGGCCUUUUCAGUGAUGUCUCGUAACAGUCUACAGCAAGGGAACGUGGAUGGCGCGCGUCGUCUUGGGCGGAACGCAAAGGUCCUGUCGAUCGUGUCAUUGGUGGGCGGGAUAAUCAUCAUUGUUUUAACUAUUGUCAUCAACUGGGGUGUAAUGCUUAAGACCUGAUGGUCAUCAAGAUGCUCCGGAUUAAGAAAACCACACAAUCCACAACCAAUCCAUGAUGACCAUUUUCUUCAUCUUCCUCUCGCCGUGCAUUUUUUGCAUCGCACAAGCUCCUAUAUGCUUUACAGUUUCCGACUCCAGACUCUGGAUGUUACUUUCAUCUUGUAUCGUGCCAGAACUAUCUUGAAAAACAUGAACUCCUCAGCUUCUUGAAUGAUCCAGGAUCACGACCGAAACGACAAGGCCUGCAUGUUUUUUUUCUCUCAAAGGACUCAUCAUUUUAGAUGAUGUCAGAGUGAAGACCACCAGGAUGAUCUCAUUUUAUUAGUCAAGUAGCCCUUGAGGAUAAGAGGGAAGAAUGAGGGACAUGGUGGGGGUUUGGUUUUCUAGCUUAGCAGAGAUAUUUUCGCUCAUGUAGGAGAUUAGUUUAUGUUUUCUUAGUGAUAAAAAAAUGCAUAGAUUGAUUUUAAAAAAGACUUUAAAAGCCGGGCCGAGAGGUAUGUGGGAAGAGAUGUCUCUCUCUCUCUCCUCUCUCUCUCUCUCUCUCUCUCUCUCUCAGGAUUCCUACACUGAGAGAAGAGACAGAAAGAGAGAGGAAAAAAGAGGGAGGGGUCAAAGCAUAGAUGCAGUCUUUUGUUUCACACAUAUGGAGGGAUGGAGACAGAGAGAGAGAGAUAAGGAAAGCAGUACAGAGAUCCAAGCUCAAUCUGAUUGGCUGCUUGCCUGUGGGUGAGGAAACCGAUAUCUUAAUGCUCGCCAGCAUGCCCUCCCCUCUUUUUUGCCGCUAUAUAGUCUCAGCCGGUUCCUUCCAGUCAAACAGCAAGCAAACCAUUUGUUCAUUAUUGUGUUUGUGCAGUGUGGGUGUGCGGCCACGUUUGAGGGCAUAAUGUCGAUCCAGACUGUUUUGACAGCAGUCGUGUUUUUAUACCACAAUGUUUACAAUAUAUCACGAAUAGUAACCUGUGUAAGUAGUAAUUUUAACUAUGACGAAUCAUGUCACACAGUUAAAUGAUUUGUUUUGCUGAACGAUUGAAACCUAAAUCAUUCCUAUAGUCAGGCCACACCGACUGUGCCAAAAUCCAUACGCCAGCUUUUUUUCCGGCUUAGAUGGGCAUGUUUAAGACAGAGACAGGACACGACGGGAUAAAUGUAUAUGACUUUAUUCAAGGAGUUGUUUUACACAUUACGUCCACUGUCACCAUUGAGAGAUGUUGGAUUUGGCUGAUGUUCGUAGGUUUAGGUCUCUUGCAUGCAAAUGAUUCACUGUAAAAAAGAUUUGUUACUUCAACUUAAAAAGUAUGUGUUGGUGGUGCCUCUAAAUUUUGAGUUAAUUAAAUUUAUAAAUAUUAGUCAACUAAUAUUUUUAAGCUGAAUUAAUGCAAAUUUUAGAGGUUUUAAAUUGAAACAACAAAUCUUUCACUGAUGUUUACAGCUUUUUGAUGGAGAUGAAGGCGCUUGUUAACUUUAUGAAAUAAGUAAUCUUAUUUUUUUAAAAGUGAAAUUUUUGUUGUGUAGCACUCUGUAAAUGUUCCUUAACUAAAGCGACUGAUUCAGUGUGACGGACAGUUAGAUGAUGACACGCACGCUGACUCGGGAUGGGUGGUAUGAGACUCCCCCACUUAUGGGCUUCGGCUUGUGUGAAAAUGAGGGGCUAAAAUCAUUUUUUUAAAUGCAUUCCUGAUCAUUCAGCCACCUAAACAUAAAUGAGCGUAGCAUGCACAUUUUUUAUCAGCACUAAUACGAACUGCGUGCAGUCUGUGAAUGCCAGCUUGGCUUCUGUUCUGUUGAAUUGCUCUGCUCUGCUAUUUAUAGGCUAUUUAAUCUGCUUACACCGUUCAUAUGUAUGUAUAUAUGUGUCUGUACAUAUUUGUACUGCUUCUGCUAAUCCGAGUGUCUACUGUGGACAUGAACAAUAUUCGUAAUGCAAAUCUUGACUGUUAACACUACAGUGCUUUCAAGAGUAUUUUGUAUCAGUAUGCAAACUCUGCGUAAAAAGUAUAUGGUGAGAAAUUGCUUUUUGCUGGUAUGUUUUUGGGAAUCCUAAAUGCAUGUAGCCUAAACACUGCAUGUGUUCCUAUGCUGCACAUUGUAAAAAUGUUUCAAUGACACCAGCCGAGUUUGAUUCUCUGAGUUACAAGUUUUACCUGCUGUUAAAACAAUCAUUUUUAUUCAUAUUCUUUUCGUGUUUAUACAACAUAGCCUCACAAAUUCAAUUGUUUGUUCUAUUAAGAGCACAUGUGCUAGUCAAAGCUGAAUUGUUUUCUUGAGAUUUGUCAUAAGAGACGUUAUGAUAUUAUAACAAUCCUGAUUUUGUGCAGAUUUGCCUGUGCAUGCCUUACUGAAUUGCUGAUUUGUGAUGUAGGCUACACUGUAUCUGAACCAAAGCAUUUGAUAGACCUCGCAGUAUCGAUCCAUAUUCUGCUCUGUACCGACACUGAGUAUGCAUUAAUGAGCCCAGUGAAUAAACUGUUCCUCAUUAUGCCACCUCUGUGUGUUUAUACUCUAUAUAAGCACUGUUGUCAAUAUAAACUUAUAUCUGAUGGCG
This is a messenger RNA of Misgurnus anguillicaudatus (oriental weatherfish), 4182 nucleotides long. RefSeq lists its product as uncharacterized. NCBI's taxonomy places the organism in Eukaryota, Metazoa, Chordata, Actinopteri, Cypriniformes, Cobitidae. Gene Ontology annotation, cellular component: membrane. The record is from RefSeq and is a predicted model, not a curated record.